AUGGUCACUGUGAGGAGAAGCCCAGAUGGGCGUGUCUUCUGCAUGGAAAAAGGGAGCCCCUCCCACACCACGUAAAUACAAGUCAAGUCUUCCAUAAGCUCUAGUAGAAAGAAGUUCAGGAAGAGCCCAAAGCGUUAUAAGAAAAAUGAGUUACCCAGGAUACCCCUCUCAGAUGGGUGGAUAUCCACCACAGCCUGGGGCGUACCCUCCCCAACCGGGGGCUUAUCCACCUCAGGCAGGUGGAUACCCACCACAGCCUGGAGCAUACCCACCUCAACCAUCUUACCCGCCUCAGCCUGGAGUUUACCCUCCUCAGAGUGGGGGUUAUCCUCCCCAACCUGGUGCUUACCCUCCACAGGCUGGAGGCUACCCGGCACAGCCUGGGGGUUAUCCACAAGCACCACCUCCAGGAAGUUGGGGAGGAGGCCCUGUAGGUGGAUAUCCAUCUAUUGGAAUGGACCAGCUAUCCAACCCUGGCUACAUGCCAGGAGGACCCAUGCCCCCAAACCAAGCGCCUGCUAUGGGAUACCCCGGCCAGCCCGCCCAGCCGAUGCCUGGAUACCCCAGGGCACCGUCACCCAAUCCAUCUAUGCCUGGUUAUGGCAUGGCCCCAGCACCGAUGCCAGGGUACCCAAGUGCCCCGUCUGCCAUUCCGUCCAUGCCAGCCUAUGGGGGAGGGGCCAUGCCAGUCGCUCCUGUAACUAAAGGAUUCAGGGGAACCAUCACUGACUUUCCUGGAGCAGAUCCUCUUAAAGAUGUGGAGGUUCUGAGGAAGGCCAUGAAGGGCUUUGGAACUGAUGAGCAAGCCAUAAUUGACUUGCUGGGGAGUCGGUCCAAUAAGCAGCGUGUACCAUUGCUCCGAGCCUACAAAACUUCAUACGGGAAGGACCUGAUCAAGGAUCUUCAUUCAGAAUUGUCCGGAGACUUUAGGAAGCUGGUCAUGGCCACGUUAAAGACCCCUGCUGAGUUUGAUGCGUCUGAAAUUCACAGUGCCAUUAAGGGAGCAGGUACUGAUGAGGCCUGUCUGAUAGAGAUCCUGUCCUCUCGCUCCAAUGCUGAAAUUAAAGAGAUAAGUCGGAUUUAUAAACAAGAGUAUAAAAAAACCUUGGAAGACUCAAUUAGUGGGGACACCUCAGGGCACUUUCGCAGGCUCUUGAUCUCUCUUGCUCAGGGAAACCGGGAUGAACGAGAGGCAGUUGAUGUCUCCCUUGCUAAACAGGACGCUCAGGCCCUGUAUGCUGCUGGAGAAAACAAACUGGGAACAGACGAGUCCAAAUUUAACGCUAUCUUAUGCGCAAGAAGCAAAGGUCAUCUCAGAGCAGUGUUUUAUGAAUACCAGCAGAUGUGUGGAAGGGACAUUGAGAAGAGUAUCAGCAGAGAGAUGUCUGGAGACCUUGAGAGUGGCAUGUUAGCAGUUGUGAAGUGCAUUAAGAACACUCCUGCCUACUUCGCUGAGAGACUUUAUAAAGCAAUGAAGGGAGCUGGGACUAAAGACAGAACCCUGAUCCGGAUCAUGGUUUCCCGCUCAGAGGUUGACCUGCUGGAUAUCCGGAAGGAAUUUCUCAAAAAUUAUGGCAAAUCUCUGUACACGGCAAUUUCUGGAGACACAUCAGGAGACUACAAGAAACUUCUGCUGAAGUUCUGCGGUGGCAGUGACUGAAAACCUCCAGAAAUGGAAUCGAUCGAUAUUCCUGGCUAUAGACAACCUGCAAACCUGCAUGCAUGCUAUUACAAUCCUUUUAAUGCAACGUUUACAAAGUUAUACAAAGACAGCACAUUAUUCAUUUUCUAUUUAUGUUUCAACUAAAGGUUUAUUUUUGUCUUUAUAGGUUUACUAAACGCUAAAUUUGAUUACAAGUGGCCAUUAAAUGGAUUUAAAAGCACUUCAAUUUAAAUUUCACAUAAUUUUUUUUAAUAUUUAGAAAAAAAAGUUACACAGAUGUGCCAUGGACUAUGAUUGUCAAUAAUGCUGGACGAAGAAUGUAAUGUAGGCUUAUAGCAGCUAAGUGCCAAAGUAACAUUGUGAAAUCUACUCAAUGAAAGUCGUGAUUGAAAAAAGGGGUCUAAUUUCGCAGUUUUUACAAAAAAUUAAGAAUAUGUUGCACUUUUUAUUCAGCCAAUGUGGGCGAUUAUUAAUCCAAAUCUUUGGAGAAAUUUGGAGGAGAACAUACAUGUUCAAACGUCUAAUUUAGAUGGAAGAAAAAUCUAAAUUCCCAAUUUACAUUUCUUUUAAAAACUACGUUUUAGUUUUCAUUUAAUGUUUUACUUUUUUUUUUUAUUCCCACUGCUAUUUUUGAUAAAUCAGCUUCAACCCCCAUCAUUUAUGUAACUUUCACUCCUCAAAACUCCACUCCAUGUUUGCAUUUACGCGUUUUGUUCAUUUCUUUUAAAGAGGAAACUCUCAUUAAGUCGCAACAUAUCUGUUACUUUUUAUCCUAAGCAUGUUUUGUGAUAUUUUCCUUCAAAAAGAUACAUUUUUAUGUGUAACAUUGUAUUUUUAUUUGCUACAUUUCUUUUUAAAUACCAUAUGCAUAAGUUAUGUGAAUUCCCUCACCAUAAUUCUGAUCAAAUUUCAACUUGGGAAGUCUGACAAUCAAUACUUAUGAGUGUUUUAAAUACCUCACAGUUUGUUCAAUCAAUAGAGACCGAGACCUGCUGCUGCUUCAGGAGCUCCACGCCUUAUUAAGUCCUGUUGGCUUCACUUUAAAAGCUGUUGACCAGCCCUGCCUGUAUAGAUGUAGUGAUGCACUUCACUGGCUGCAGCGGGGGAGUGUGAGUUAACUCUACAGUAAAUAACCUGGCAUAAGCCUCGGGGAAUUGAUAGCAGUCAUAAAGCGGGCCACAUUAAAUAAGUCUGCAAAGCCAGGCUGAAAGGCUUUUUUUAUGUCAUGUCUUGUUAAAUUGGCUAGAAAUGCCCCAAAAAUUUGAUUUGUUUUCAGAAAAAUGUUAUACGAUGGUUUCAAAGGCUUCGAUAUAUUCUUGUCAACACUUUACUAUUAUUUUCCUGUUUGCAAAAAUUGAACAUGCUGUUUAUUAAAAUGCCAAAUUGAAAGCUAUUUUUACUGUUUUUGUGAUGAAAAUGUGUUUAGUUUUGCUGAAAGGUUAUGGCUCGCUUAUAUAUGUACUCAAAAAGAAGUAUGGAUAUCUGUCUUCUUGAACGCAUGUUUUCUUUUGAGACUUUCUAACAAUGUUUUUAUGCUAUCUGCCAAACGGAAUAUCUAGUUUUACUGGGAAAACGUGCAAAAACUCAUGUCAAAAGUGAAUGUAAACCAAACCGACUGUCUUGCCUCUAAUGUUUCAGACACUGUUAGUUGAGUCUAUUCAGACUGGCAGCAGAAAUAAAGCCAUAAAAAUCUUCCGUUCGAGACCAUAGGCCAAGUGUAAAUGAUGUAUAUCUGCGCUGACACUCUCUUCAAUAAAAGAUAGGGCUAAUA
Molecule: messenger RNA, 3434 nt
Organism: Oryzias melastigma (Indian medaka)
Lineage: Eukaryota; Metazoa; Chordata; Actinopteri; Beloniformes; Adrianichthyidae
Gene: anxa11a
Product: annexin A11a
Exons: 15
Coding region: 146-1660 (504 amino acids)
Biological process (GO): cytokinetic process; phagocytosis; negative regulation of coagulation
Cellular component (GO): cytoplasm
Molecular function (GO): calcium ion binding; calcium-dependent phospholipid binding
Source: RefSeq, a predicted model, not a curated record